This is a messenger RNA of Fraxinus pennsylvanica, 426 nucleotides long. The record is from the annotation of a GenBank genome assembly. NCBI's taxonomy places the organism in Eukaryota, Viridiplantae, Streptophyta, Magnoliopsida, Lamiales, Oleaceae.
AUGUCUCUAGCUAGCAACUUAAUCUGUAGAGUUGCGUUUGGUAGGAGAUAUGACGAUGAAGAAUUUGAAAAGAAAAGGUUUGAAAGACUUGUAAUGGAAGCUCAAGCCCUGAUGGUGGGAUUCUAUUUCUCUGAUUAUUUUCCAUUAUUAGGUUGGCUUGAUAAAUUCACGAAAAAAUCAGAUCGUCUUGAGAAGAACUGCAAGGAGUUAGAUUUGUUCUACCAAGAACUCAUCGACCAUCACCUCAAUCCAUCCAGGCCUAAAGAGAAUGACAUUCUUGAUCUCUUGCUUAUAUUGAAAGACCAAAACUCAUCUUCAAUCAAUCUAACUUGGGAUCACAUCAAAGCCCUACUCAUGGAUCUAUUUGUUGCAGGAACAGACACAGUGGCUGCUUCAAUAUCUUCUAAGUCUUUUAUCAAAUCCUAG